CGGUUCACAGUUUUGCGGGAACCAUUUGUUGACAAAACCAGGCAGACAUAAAAUUAGGUUAAAUCAUUAAAUGUCACUGGUUAACCGAACCGACGUUGCGCUGGAUUGUUUGCUACCAAAAGAAAUAAUUGGCUUCGUUACUAAAUUGAGUAUCCAACCCAGCCAAAAUGGGAACCUUGGAUGCGCCGGCUUACAAAGUGGAGAUAAGAGAUCUGCGAGUUGCCCAGGCAGGCGAGGAGGAAGGAAGCUGGGGGUUGACCCUCCACUCAGAUGACCUCGCAAUUGGGCCCGCACUGUUGGAGUCGUCACUCGCCACCGUCCUCAGCUCUCCGCAGACGCCUCGGACCAUCCACCCCCCGCAACAACUGCACGUCGACCUCUCCCUGGUCUGGGUCCAAGGCGUCGUCAUGGGAGUGCAAAACUCUUCCUCCCUCCGCAUCUCCGACGGCACAGGAGAAGCCGUCGUCCAUGAUUUUAACACACUGCCCGGUGGCAACCAUUCUGGCAUCGUCAAUGGGUCCUAUGUUGGCGUCAUGGGGCAACUAUUGUCCAACAAACCGUGCAUUGUCAUUAAAGGGUCAAAAAUUAUGUACCUGGGAAACAACCCAACUCUGAAAUCCAUGUGGUCGAGUGAAAUCGUGGCGGACAGGGCGUAUUUGUUGGGGAUGAUUCUACCGGAAGUUGGGGCUGAGUAAAUAUGCAUGCUCAUCUCAUCUAUUCAAAGAUUGUAUUUUUAUUAUUGUUCCAACAAAAUCCACAACUUAUAUCCUCAUACAUAAUUCAUAUUCUAAGUAUAUUUAUACGAGUAUUAUUUUCUUAUUCUUAACAUCGGAGUUAAAUAACUGUUAUUAUAAUAUUAUAGUAACGUAUCUGGAGGUGUGUUUUAUAAGGUCAAGUCUACGGACUAGAAUCAUUAAAAUGCUGUCAUGCAGUGCAAUCGUA
Messenger RNA from Folsomia candida, 942 nucleotides. RefSeq lists its product as uncharacterized. The transcript is spliced from 3 exons. Lineage: Eukaryota; Metazoa; Arthropoda; Collembola; Entomobryomorpha; Isotomidae. Gene Ontology annotation, biological process: DNA repair; maintenance of rDNA; negative regulation of double-strand break repair via homologous recombination. The coding region runs from base 168 to 695 and encodes 175 amino acids. Gene Ontology annotation, cellular component: nuclear speck; cytosol. The record is from RefSeq and is a predicted model, not a curated record.